Messenger RNA from Harmonia axyridis, 5253 nucleotides. It is a transcript of the gene Arl4, whose product is annotated as ADP-ribosylation factor-like protein 4A. The coding region runs from base 577 to 1200 and encodes 207 amino acids. The transcript has 2 exons. Lineage: Eukaryota; Metazoa; Arthropoda; Insecta; Coleoptera; Coccinellidae. Gene Ontology annotation, cellular component: cytoplasm. Gene Ontology annotation, molecular function: GTPase activity; GTP binding. Gene Ontology annotation, biological process: vesicle-mediated transport; intracellular protein transport. The record is from RefSeq and is a predicted model, not a curated record.
GUCUGUUGUUGUACCUGACCACCGCGGUUGGCAUACAAAUCGCCCCAAGAAUCGCGGUUAACAAUUCAAACGCAACUGUCAUUCAACGGAGGUAGGUGCGUUAGGCAGGUCGCAGUUUUCAGUCUGGUGUUAGAGCGAACGACGCUACGUGUGGAAAUCCCCGUAAAAUCAAACGUCGCGACGCCGGUGUCGCUCUCGCUUGAUUUCCGUCUUUAUCGACGUCGGCCGUCGCGGGCCUCGACCUCAUCGAUUCUGGCGUCGAGUUUGAACGAUUUUUUUUCCGGUUUGUGGGCAAAUUGGGGAGUUAUGAAGUUUUGGUGUUGUGAUUUGGGGUGCGAUGGGAGAUUUGGUGUUUUGGGGAUGGGGGAAAUGAAGCUUGCGAGUUUAUGAGUGAGGCAGAUCCAUUUUGGUUGUUUGGUUUUGGACUGGAGCAAAUUUGAUCAACAAGAUCCGACCAGCUCAUAGAUGGCACCACGCAGACGACGCAGCCUCCCCCUCAACCUUGGACCAAUCACCACUACGCCAUCUUCGAACACCAUGUAACUCCAAAGACUGAAUCACCAAGCAGCCCGCCAAAUGGGUGCAAACAUGGGCAAGAACACGUCUCUCUUGGACGCUCUACCAUCUGGCCAAGGCACCCUCCACGUAGUGAUGCUGGGCUUGGACUCGGCCGGCAAGACCACAGCCUUAUACCGGCUCAAAUUCGACCAAUACCUGAACACGGUACCGACCAUAGGCUUCAACUGCGAGAAGGUCAAAGGCAUGAUAGGCAAGGCCAAAGGCAUCAACUUCCUCGUCUGGGACGUUGGCGGCCAGGAGAAGCUGCGACCCUUGUGGAAGUCCUACACGCGGUGCACCGACGGGAUAGUGUUCGUGCUGGACAGUGUGGACGUGGAGCGCAUGGAGGAAGCUAAAAUGGAGCUUAUAAGAACGGUGAAAUCGCCUGAAAACGCGGGUGUUCCAAUUUUAGUGCUUGCUAACAAGCAGGACUUGCCUGGUGCUAGAGAGCCUCGUGAACUUGAGAAACUCAUGGGUUUAACUGAGCUGGGCGGUGGAGGGAGCCCUGGGGGACACCUCUGGCACGUCCAGCCGGCUUGCGCCAUAACUGGCGAUGGGUUGCAAGAAGGUUUAGAGGUGCUCUAUGAGAUGAUUCUGAAACGUAGGAAGCUAGCGAAAGAGAGGAAGAAAAAGGCGAGGUAGACUUGUCUGUAAGUUUGUAGGACGCGGUGUGUAGUCAAUAUUUUUAGGGUUAGGAUGGAGUUUAAAUGGGUACUGUCCUUGUUCUAUUGCUUGGUUUUUAUUUGACUCUACUUAUAGAAUAAUGUUUGUUGCCAAUAACAGAAGAUUAAAGGCUGGAAUAACCCAAAUCUUUUUAAUGGAAUUUUUUAAUGAGAGUUGGACGUCCGUUUAUCAUGAUAAGUAACUAUAGAUUACUUACCAAUUUACAAAAAUUUGUAAAAUGGUUUGUUACCAAAAAUUUAGGGUCACAUCUACUAUUUUCAUUUAUAUGAAUGAAUAAAUAUUUUUAUUCAUCGUUUAUAUUCGUUAUUCAAAAAAAUUUAUAUCAUGUUCGAUAAAAUAAUAUCGAAUUUAUAAAUAAUCAAUUCACUCUUGAUGAUUACAUCAAAUAGUAUUGUUACUUUUUUUGUAGACUUUCCAUUAUAAAGUUCAAGUAUAAUUGAAAUUAUUGGUCACGUUAGAAAAAGUUAAAAAACUAGAACGUUAAUUCUCAACCUAACGAGUAGGUAGGUAGGCUAACGAGAAUAUUCAUUAUGAUAAAAUUUUAAUAAUAUUCUUUAUAAACCAUCCAUGAUACUACUGAUUUUAAUUGCUCAAUACCAGGUAUUCUUCAAAAAAAUCGAUUGUGUAAAAAUAUUAUCAACUCGUAUAAUAAAUCAAGAUUCGAAAUGAAUGUUGAAAUUGUUCAAUAUAUAUAAUUAAUUCUCAUGCUGAGGUUUUCUCUUUAAUUUAUAGUUCGUUCAGAUUGAUUGGAAUGAUAUAAGUAAUAUAUUUUCGCUGAAGCGUUGCUUUCGCGUGGUUCAAACAUUUUGUUAUACUACAUUCGAGGUUUCUACGUUUAAUAAGUUAUGAAAUCCUUCAAUUAUAAUCUUUUUUAUGUGGAUUCAAUAUUCGAAGAAGAGUUCAAGAUUGUUGGUAGACACAAGUAUGUAUUACUUUUUAAUAACAAAGUUUUCUGUGAAAUAUCAUGUUACUGCAAUAACAUACUUUGGAGAUAUGAUCUACAGGCUGAUCCUAAAAUGGAGGUUCAAAAGAAAAUGAGAGAUUCCUUGGAUAUGGACCCUUAAAUGUUUUGUUUUCGAGAUACAGGUGUUUCUUAUAGUCCUAAAUUUUUUGUGAUGAUAAUAUCAGCCUAUCGAAUCUUUAUUAUUUCACGCUACAGAUUGUGUAAAUAAGUAUCAAAACUUAUAAUUCAUUUAUUUAUCAUAGUUUACUAACUGGAUCUUCAUAAUAAUUUGAAUUUUUCUGAGAAUUACCACAGAAAUGUUUUCUAGAAAUCGGUAAGAGAUACAACAAAACCACAAUAAAUCUAAAAAGUGUAGUACUGGACCAAACAUUCUUUUUACAUUUUUCUAAACUUCCUGUGCUCCUCCAAAAAAAAAAAAAACUGGAGGAAAGUAGAGGGCACUGUUCUAGAAAAAUUGCUUUCAAAAUUGGCAUAUCACUUGAUGAAAACUGCAAAUUGGAAUAACUAUGCCAAAUUCAAGUUGAAUAUCUUGCGAAGGAAAAUUUUGAAAAAAAAUCAUACUAAGUGUUUGCGAACCAAUGUUCAUCAUCAUGAUGAUGAUGAUGACGAUUUAUAGAAUUGAAUUUUUGAUACCAAUUGUUGAUUAUGUUGAAAUUGGAAGUAUGUUUAAAUUAUUUUAUUUAUUAUUAUUGAUCCAAUGGGUUCUAUAAAUACGAGAUUUUAAAUGAAGCGAUUUCAUUUCCAUUUUGAAUAACUACAUUAUUUUAUUCAUUGAGACCAAAACAGGAAUAAGGUGCCUGAUAUACUGACACUCUCAUAUCCUUAUCCAAUAAACUUUCAUACAUUACAACCAAUUGACAACCUUAUAACGAAAAAUUUCCAUAAACGUAUAAAUUUUUAUGCUCACUGAGAUUAUUAUAAUCAUCGGUGUAAAAGAUGGUCCUGAAGUCAGGAGUCUGGAAAGAGUGGAAUGAUAAUUCAUCCAUUAAGAAACUGUCAGAUCUUUAUCUCAAGCGAAGAAGAAGGCAAGGGGAGGAGAACAGCAUCUUUCUCUUGAGCUGUAAUUACUGAGACAGAAAUACGACCCUAAAAGAAAACAAUCCGAAAAUAGAACAAGGUGUUCGACCCCUUAGGUUUAUCGCCUUGAUCUUGAUGGAUUAUCUUCUGAAUUUGCGAUAGGCUCAGUUAUGAUUUUAGUAUAAUCCAAGACAUCUUGAAAAACGUGGGUGGUCUUAAGAAUGCUGGACUUAUUUUCGUUACAUUUUAGGCCAGAAAUCAUAAUGAAAAGAUGGAAGAUAUAAAUAAUAUUGACCAAAUUAUACAUAAGGUAGUAUUUACAUGAAAAGUAUAAUAAGGAACAGAACAAAUUGAAAUAGAAAAAUGAAAAUAAGUAACUUCAAAUUGAUAUGAAUAUUAAAAUAGAUUCUGUUAAUAAAAUUAACAAGUAUUUUGCGUAGUAGGUAAAAAAAUUAAUGACCUACAGUUGAAUGACUUGAAACAUUGGAAUAUAGUUAAUUUGACAAUGAUUCAUGCAUAUAUGAUUAAAAAGAAUCAUAAAAAUCUGAGACAAAUGUAUUUGGAAACUUAAUAACAAUGCUCUUUCUGUUCUUUCAUAUAGGAGAUCUGUUAUUGGUGUAAAUGAUUUUAGGAACUUAUUUGAGUUUAUUCUUCAAGAUUUUAAUCGAUCCAAGGAUGGUACCCAAAUACUCCUUUUGAUAAAAAAAAAUUAUCGAGCCACAACCUUGCCUCCUAGAAACACGAACAAUUUGAUACGCAAUUUUAACUAAUGUGACUUUUUAUCAAUUUUUACGGACCUUAUUUUUAUUCCUUAUCAUUGCGAAAGGCUGAAAUUCUAAAGUGUGUACAUAUGAUAGUUUUUCUAUGUGUAUUAUAUGAUAUGUAUAAAAUUGAUAUUAUAAUGUGUGUACAUUAAAUUUGUUUGUUAAUUUGAUAGGCAGUUUGUAUGUUAUAUAAUUACUAAGCAUUUCUAUAUGGCAGCUUUCCACUUUUUGAUGGAGAUGUAUUAGCUACAAGAUUUUUUGAUACGAAAAUCUUUAAAAUUGUAUUAUAACGUAAUUUUCAAUUCUCAUGUGUAAAAUGUUGUCAUCAGAUAAAAUGCAUUGUUUGAUAACAGCGAAUGUUAUUAUCGUGCUAUCUUCUAGUCCAAUCAUGGAAAUAGAAAAACGUUGUUAAUUAUACCGCCUUACCACUUAAGACCUGACAAUUGCACGAUAAGUGUAAUAAUAGUGCAAGUGUUCCCAUCAAUUGGUAACUGUUGUACAAUGUUCGAGAGUGAAAACGAAUUGUAGACGAAAAAAUAUACCUUGAGAAGAUUCUCAUGGUUUAAUUGUAGUUGUAGGUCAUUAUGAAGUAUUUACUGAUUGUAUUUCACUUCAGUACUUUCAAUGUUGUUUUUUAUUCAAUUACACUCUGCAAAAUUUAAAUUCUCUUGAAAUGACAAGGUGAAGAAUUUCUCGCAAUUUUUUAUCUUUUCUUUGAAUUACAUUCUUUUUUGGCAUCUGUCAAUGUACUUUCUCACUAAUAAAUCACUUUUUCAUGUGAUAAUUAUUUCAAUUGUUGAAAGCUGCUGAUGAUUCUUCAAUACGCUGCAGGUAAUUUAUUUGCCACAACCAAAGUGCUCAUUUAUAGAUUAUUUAUUGUUAUUCUCCUCAAGACUCGAUAUUAUGAUGUUGCUCGAUGAGAUCGAUAUAUUGGAAUGGAAUCUAUACAAAUGAAAUACGGUUAUCUAAUUAUGUUCUCCUAUGUAUUGCCCCGAUGUAAUUUAUUUUUUAUAAACCACAACUUUUUGUGAUAAAUGAAUAUUGUUACAUUUUCAACUAGAAUUGCUUUUCUAGAUACCUAGCUAUAGUAUGCAAAUCAAGUAGACUGUUUGUACAUGUAUUUUCCCAUGCAUGUAGAUCAUAAACAGAAUAUUACUGAUGUAAGUUGUUGUAAUUAUUGAUAGUUCCCUGUUGUAAAUAUGUACCUAUUGACUACUAUAUAGACAUCAUUUGUAAAUUAAUUAUGCAAUAUAUUUGUUUUCUUAA